Molecule: messenger RNA, 9650 nt
Organism: Coregonus clupeaformis (lake whitefish)
Lineage: Eukaryota; Metazoa; Chordata; Actinopteri; Salmoniformes; Salmonidae
Product: multiple epidermal growth factor-like domains protein 8
Exons: 43
Coding region: 430-9144 (2904 amino acids)
Molecular function (GO): calcium ion binding; protein binding
Source: RefSeq, a predicted model, not a curated record
GAAGAAGAGGAGCCUUUCGUGUGAGAGGCUGCCAUAUACAAAAACAACAAACAUUACAUGGCGUCAGGCAAUGUGCUAAGGCGUAAGAGCGUAAUGUAUGGCUAAAUUAUGAAGAUGUGUCUGAAGCUGCGACAGAUAUAUUUCAUUAUUAUUAUGAUUUAGCUAACCAUCUUUGAAUAGAUGGCCAACGACUGCGCUUUUGUAUCAGGAGUAAAGUUAGCUUGCUCGCUAACUGGCUAGCAGCCAACCAGUAAGCGCGAGUCCCUACGGAGGGUGGUCCGUGUCCUCCCGUGAUUCCGGACGCCUGGGACUGGAUUCCAGUGCUGGAUUCCGACGACCCUCUUUGGUAGCCACUUCUAGCUAACCUUAGCUACCUCACAAGCAGUUUUGCAUUGUGUCGCUCAUAACUCACUGACAAUGUAAAAUAUCAUGGGGACGGAGACACGGGAUCUGGUGGGGGAGAGGAUGGCCUCCCUCCUCCAUGUCCCCCUGCUGGGCUUGCUGCUGGUGGCCCCUGGGUGUUGGGCAGGAGACUGUAAGGGCCACAGACAGGUGCUGAGGGGCCCCCCAGGGUACGUCACAGACGGGCCAGGGAACUACUCUGUAAACGGGAACUGCGAGUGGCUCAUCAAAGCCCCCAGCAGCAAUUACCGUAUCGUCCUGAACUUCACCUUCAUGGAGACAGAAUGCACCUACGAUUACCUGUUCGUCUACGAUGGAGACUCCUACCAGAGCCCUCUACUGGCCAGUCUGAGUGGCACCACCCUGCCGCAGCCCAUAGAAGCCAAGUCUGGCAAGAUGCUGCUCCACCUCUUCAGCGAUGCCAACUACAACCUCCUGGGCUUCAAUGCCACCUACUCGUUCUCUGUGUGCCCUGGAGCCUGCGGAGGUCACGGGCGCUGUGACACUGCCUCAUCCCUGUGCCAGUGCCACCUGGGCUGGGGAGGAGCCGACUGUACCACCCCUCUGUGUCCCCAGGCCUGCAUCCUGCAUGGCACCUGUGACAAGAGAGGAGAGCGUUGUCUCUGCAGCUCGGACUUCCUGGGCCAGAGCUGUCAGUUGGGUCUCCGUGAUGACAGUGGGGCGGGGCAGUGGUGGCAGGUGAGCGGGGGCUACCCCUACACUCCCCCCCGGACCGGCUCUGCUGGGGUCUACCUGUCCUCCACUGGAGCCAUGUACCUGUUUGGAGGGUUUGACUUGAACCGAGCUCUGGGGGACCUGGUUAAAUACAACUUCAGCUUGAACCAGUGGGAGAACAGAUCUUAUGGACACUCCCCAGCGGCUCGUCACUCCCACACGGCAGUCGAGUGGAAGGGGAACAUGGUGAUCUUCGGAGGAGAGCUCGCGGGAGCCGCUUUAGCCAGCGACGUCUGGAUGUACCGCCCAAUCCAGGAUGACUGGCAGCAGCUCGGCCAAUCCCAUUCGCACGGGGCACCGAGAGUGGCCAACCAUGCAGCAGCUGUAGUGGACAACUAUCUCUACAUAUUUGGAGGUCGUACGGAAGAGGACAUGUUCUCGUCAUCACUGUAUCGGUUUGGUCUGCGGGGGUCUGGGGUGUGGGAAGUGGUGCAGCCCACCGGUGGGAAGCCCCCCGCCACAGCAGGUCACUCCAUGGUGUUCCACCCCCCGUCCCGGGCCCUGCUGGUCUACGGGGGCCACAGGCCUACCACCGCCAGGUUCAGUGUACGUGUGAACUCCACGGAUGUAUUCCACGUGGACCGGAGGUUCUGGACCUCGUUCCGCUCCCGUUUCCCAGCCACAGGCCCCAGGGAGAGAGCCUUCCACUCAGCCACCGUCAUCGGCAACUACAUGGUGGUCUAUGCCCCUUUACCGUCUAAUAUCGCUCCUAUUCUCCCUAUUCCAUCUCUCCCCCCUCUCAGGGGGAAUGUGCACAUCCACUACCAGGAGGAGAAGUGUUAUGAUGAGGGAAUCUUCUUCUACCACCUGGGCUGUCACCAGUGGGUGUCUGCUGGGGAGAGCCUCCAGCACAGAGGAGAGGCUGUGAGAGGGCGGUACUCCCAUGUAGCUGCUGUGAUGGAGGGCAGGGUGCUGCUGGUUGCCGGGGGUUACAGUGGUAUUGCCCGUGGAGACCUGGUGGCGUACAAAGUUCCUCUUUUCGUGAGUAGCGACCCAGGAGACCGGGACGCUGUGUGUGCCGAGGCACCAGACGAGAGCGUGUGUCUGAAGAACCCAGAAUGCAGCUGGUGUGAGGGCCGCUGUCGGGAGUACCAACCCACCAACCCGUGUGGCAGCACAGGGUGCCUGGGCCUGGCCCGCUUCCUUUCUGACUGCCAGUCCUGCCUGGUGUUCAGUGGGGCUCCAGGUUCCCUGCCCCGCGCCCCCGGUGACUUCGGCUGGUGUGUCCAGAACGAGUCCUGCCUACCUGUGUCAGAUCAAAGUGCUUGCCGUGUGGACCAGAUCUCAGGGGCGUACGGCUGGUGGGGGGAGCGUACCCGUUUCCUCACCUCAAUCCUUUCCUGUCGCACUGAGAACUAUGUCCCGGGACUGCACCUGCUCACCUUCCAGCACCCCCGCAAUGACUCCCAGCCUGACAAGGUGUCCAUACUGCGCAGCACCUCCAUCAUCCUCAGCCCCACCACAGAGAUGGACGUCACCCUGCAGUUCCGGGGCUUCAUCCACCCCCUGUGGGGUGCGCCUCCACCUGCACCCCCUCCCACCGAGACAGUCUCCAUGUGGGCCCGGAUACAGAGGCUACACUUUGAGGCCCGCAUGGCUGCUGGACCCAAUUCCCUGCAACUGAAGGAGGUGGUAGGUCGCUGGGCAGCUCACCAGGAGAAGGAGACGAAGCUGCUGUCCCGUCCUGACAUGGGUCGUCUGUUUCCCAACCUGACCCGAGGGAACCGAUACCUGGUCCAGGCCGAGGGAUACCUCAACAACUCAGGCUCUGGACAGACCAGUGAGAUGGCCCUGACCUGGAAUAGAACCACCCUGCCCGGCGGAAGUGAGAUUUCCUUCCUGUUCUUGGAGCCGUACCGUUCUGGCUCUUGCUCGGGGUACCAGUCAUGCUUGGCGUGUCUGUCAGACCAGUCCUGUGGCUGGUGUCCGUCUCUGGGCCGCUGUCUGUUCCGUGCACUGCCUGACCUGGAGCCCUGCCCGGAGGACCAGGGGGAAGGGGAGUGCCACCUGCUGCUGGCCCCACCGCAAUGCACCCUCUGUGAGGAGUACAGGGAUUGCUCCGCCUGCACUCAGGACCCCUACUGUGAGUGGCAGAUAAACUCCAGCAAGAAGGGUGACUACCAAUGCAGCCGACGGGGGAGACUGGAAGGAUCCAUUCGCGACCCAGGGGGGUGCCCUAAAGUCUGCAACCAGAGGAGGACGUGUGGGGAGUGUUUGUCUAACUCCAGUCAGUGUGCGUGGUGUGAGUCGGCCCAGGCCUGCUUCUACUUCGCGGCCUACCUCACCAAGUACCCCUACGGAGAGUGCAGGGACUGGUAUGACAGUGUCCACUCAGUGCCCCAGUGUAAGCAGUGCUCAGCUCUGGUCACCUGUACAGACUGUCUCCAGACGUUCCAGUGUGGCUGGUGUGGAGACUACAACAACCCCACCAUCGGCAGGUGUCUAAGAGGAGACUGGGCAGGGAUGGACGACCCCUCUGUGUAUAACUGCAGUGUGGCUGUGGCUGAAGUACGGGCUACCAGUCCUGAGCCCCAGACCUUGGCCCCCCUGCGGCCCAUGGAGAUGGAGCUGGAGCUGGAGCACCUGGAGGAGGGGGAGAGGGAUGCAGUCUGGUCCUACCCCACCUGUCCCGAUGUGGAGGAGUGCAGGCUGGGCCUCCACAGCUGCCACCCCUUCGCCACCUGCGUCAACACCCCCACCUCCUACGAGUGCCACUGUGAGAGGGGCUACACCGGGGACGGCACCCUGCACUGCAACCAGACUUGUUAUAAUGAGUGUCGUGAGGGCCAGUGCAGUGGCAGCCCGCGGUUCGAGUGUGAGUGUUCCCUGGGCUGGACAUCUGACCCAGCCACCCUGGUGCUGAGCGGGGUGGAGUGUGACGUGGACUGUGGCUGUAACUUCCACAGCACCUGUAUCACCGCCCCAGGCAUCUGUGAUCACUGCCAGGAUUGGACAACGGGUCCCCAGUGUGAGCACUGUCGACCAGGGAGUUUUGGUUCUGCACUGGGCGGGGGCUGUGUGCCCUGCCAGUGCAACGGCCAUGGAGACCCCCUCCAGGGCUACUGCCACAAUCAGACAGGCCAAUGCUUCUGCACACACCACACCCAGGGACCACACUGUGAAUCCUGCCUGCCCGGAUACUACGGAGACCCCAGGAAUAAUGGCACCUGUUUCCGUCAGUGUCAGGGGCGCUCUGUGAUCCUGUCCCACCAGUCACCCCUCUCUGAGCUCCCCAUCUCGUCCUCCCUGGGGUGGCGAGGGGGCGUUGGGGGGAAGGGGGGACUCUCCCACUGUCUGUGGGUCCUGUCUGUCUCUGAGAACCUGGCCCCCUGUGUGCCGGGCGAGCUGUGCCCUCCUGUGGCUCUCACCCUGCACCCAGACUCUCACACACAGUGCACUAGCUCCUACGUUUACGUGUUUGACGGCCUGCCUCGUUUCUUGAGCAAUGGGGUGGUGCACUCAGACCACAACCUGAUUGGAGCGUUCUGUGGGACGACCCGGACUCAGCCAAUCACUGUGGAGGCCACUUCAGGUGUGAUCUCUGUCUACUUUGAGGCCAACGUCUCGUCCGACAACCCUCAGGGUUUCAACGCCUCCUUCUGGGUGCGACGCUGUCGAGAGGGUUCUGAGGCAGGCGAGGAUGGGUCACCGGUGUGCCAGGGAGGGGCGCAGUGCAGCGGGGGGCUGUGCCAGUGUCCUCAGGGGUACGGGGGGCCGUACUGCGACAGGCCCCUCUGUCCCGAGGACUGUGGGCUAGCAGAGGUCCGAGGCUCCUGCAACUUGUCUCUGGGAGUGUGUGUGUGUGCAGACGGUUGGGGCGGCUCGGACUGCUCCACUCCUCUGGACUCCAGUAGCCUAGUUUGGGAAACCCUACUGUACACACAGCUCACAGCGAAUCAGGCCCACAGGUUCCUCCACCGGAUGGGCCAUUCUCUAGUGUCUGGGCCCCAGGGGAACCUCUGGAUGUAUGGAGGCCUCUCUCUCUCAGAGGGCAUUCUGGGAAACGUCUACAGGUACUCUGUGUUGGAGCGGCGCUGGACUCAGAUGCUGACCAGCUCAGUGGAGGAAGGCUCCACCCCCAGCCCACGCUACCACCAUGCCUCUGCCCUUCUGGCCAGUCACCAGCCUCUCUCCGGCGCCCAGGGAGCCACUCACAACCUCAUGCUGGUGGUGGGCGGUGUCACGCAGAAGGGCGUCGCCCUGGAUACGUGGAGCCUCAACCUCAGCAGUCUGGUGUGGAGACAGCACAAGAGCUCAGUGCUGCCACCGGUGGCAGGUCAUACUCUAACGGUGCGUCGGGACUCCUCUAUGCUGCUCAUCGGAGGUUAUUCUCCAGAGAACGGCUUCAACCACCACCUGCUGGAGUUCAACAUCCACUCUGGCAACUGGACCGUUGCCUCCCACACCGGCACGCCUCCUACAGGUCUGUAUGGCCAUUCUGCUGUGUACCACGAGCAGACGGACGCCGUGUACGUGUUUGGAGGCUACCGCUUCCACGUGGAGACAGUGGAGCCCUCAGGAGAGCUCUACAGUCUCUACUAUCCCAACCUCACCUGGUCCCUACUGGUCCCCUCACAGGGGAAUAAGCCCCUGUCUCGUUUCUUCCACGCUGCAGCCCUGAUAAAAGACACCAUGGUGAUCGUGGGAGGGAGGACAGGAGAGGAGGACUACAGCAACACAGUGUCUCUGUACCAGAUCAACUGUAACACCUGGAUACAGCCAGACUCGGCGGUGGGCGAGCCAGUUAACCGUUCAGUGUCUCUGGCCAUGGCGGGCUGGGGUGGGCGGCUGUUCCUCUCUGGGGGGUUCAACGGGGUCACCCUGGGGCGUCUUCUCACCCUUACCCUUCCCUCUGACCCCUGUGCCCUGCUGCCCACGCCCGAGGCCUGCAACACCACCACAGGCAGCUGUGUCUGGUGCAGGGGCACCUGCGCCUCCUCUGAUACCGCUGAGAGACUGGGCUGUUCAAUUGGUCAGUCUCCCUGCUCCCCCACCCCUCGUCUACCAGACCAGUGUCGAAGACUGAAGACCUGCAGCGAGUGUCUGGCACGCCACCCCAGGACCUUCUCUAGCCCCUCACAGUCCCAGUCUGCUCUGCAGUGUAAGUGGUGUACAAACUGUCCAGAGGGAGCAUGCAUCAGCAGUACUGUCAGCUGCACCUCAGAACACGACUGCAGGAUCAACCAGAGAGAGAUCUUCCUGUCCAGCAACUGUACUGAGACCAGCUGUGAGGCCUCCGACUGCCCCAAGUGCACCGCCUCAGGGAAGUGCAUGUGGACACGCCAGUUCAAACGCACUGGGGAGACCAGGCGCAUCCUGAGUGUAAACCCCACCUACGACUGGACGUGCUUCAGCUACGCCCUGCUCAACGUGUCCCCCAUGCAGGUGGAGUCCUCCCCCCCUCUACCCUGCCCGCCCCCCUGUUACCACCUCAGCACCUGCAGCCUCUGCCUGGGCUCCCGGGGCUCAGAUGGGGGCUGGCAGCACUGUGUGUGGAGCAUGGCACUGCAGCAGUGUGUGAGUCCAUCCUUCAUGCCUCUGCGCUGUGAGGCGGGUCAGUGUGGUCGUCUGCUGUCUGGUGGGGACUCCUGCUCCCCACAGUGCGCCCAGCUCACCCAGUGCUCCCAGUGCAUCGCAUGGCCCCAGUGUGGCUGGUGUGCUGCCCGCGGGGGCAAUGGGGCUGGACGCUGCCAGCAGGGAGGCCUCGACGGUGUGAGUGAGGGAGUGUGUCCCCAGAGGAACAGCAGCUGGUCAUUCCUCCACUGCCCAGAGGAAGAUGAGUGUGCCAACGGCCACCACCACUGUAACAGCACCCAGGACUGCCAUGACCUGACCCAGGGAUACCACUGUACCUGCAAGCAGGGCUACGUUCUCAGCCGUGUGUCAGGCCAGUGUGAGCCGGUGUGUGCUCAGGGUUGUGUCAACGGGACGUGUGUGUCCCCGGGAGUGUGUCAGUGUCACUUUGGCUUCGUGGGGGACAACUGCUCGUCUCAGUGUCGCUGUAACAAACACAGCAACUGCAAAGGAGUGUCUGAGCCUGACAAGUGUCUGGAGUGUAGAAACAACACCAUGGGUGAUCACUGUGAGAAGUGUAAGCCCCUGUAUGUGGGGUCGGCGGUGGGUGGGGGGACGUGCCGCCCCUGUCGGGAGUUCUGCAGGGGGAACAGCGCUGUGUGUCUGUCCCGGGACGAACACAAGAGGGCGGUAGACCACCCCCAAGACCACCCUCUGGACCAAGACAGCAUUGUUCAGUGGGUGUCGGAGGGUCCUACAGAGGACGCAGCGGUUUGUGUGAGCUGCCAGAACAACAGCGUGGGGGACAAGUGUGAGAGCUGCCUUAGCGGCUACUUCCUACUGCAGGGGAAGUGUGACAAGUGUCAGUGUAACGGCCAUGCUGACACGUGUAAUGAACAUGACGGCACAGGCUGCCCCUGUCAGAACAACACAGAGACCUCUUCCUGCCUCAGCAGCCCGCAGAGCGACAGGAAGGACUGCUACAGAACACAGUGCGCCAAGUGCAAAGACUCCUUCAACGGCACACCGGUAAACGGGCGCCAGUGCUACCGGCAGUUCAACGUGGACAAUGAGUGCUGCUUCGACCCCACCUCCCAGACAAACUGCUUCCACGACCCCACCAUCCGCAAUCUGCCCAAGGGACGCACCGUCUUCUUCGCUGCCCAGCCAAAGUUCACCAACGUGGACAUCCGGGUCACCAUCGACGUGACCUUCGGGGAGGUGGAGGUGUACGUGUCCAACUCCCACGACACCUUUAUUGUAGAAGUGGACCGCCACACAGGCAUCCACGCCAUCAAGAUCGAGGACGAGUCAGCGGCCCGAGGUGGGGUGAGCGGGGGGGAUAAGGAGACGCAUCCAUCACCUAUGAAGGUGUAUGCCAACUCCUCAUCCAGUCUGGGUGGGCCCAUGCUCCUCAACACCCCCCUGCAGCUCCACGCCAAGCCCCAGGGGGCAGAGAGGGAGGUACGGGAGGCCAGGACGGAGGGGCUGAUCUCUUACAUCACGGUGUGGAAGCCCCAGACGGUGCUGAUCGUUCGAGGUGUCCGUGACCGCGUGGUCAUCACCUUCCCCCAUGAGGUCCAUUCCCUGAAGUCCAGCCGCUUCUACAUCGCCCUGCGCGGGGUAGGCACCAACGAGAGACAGGGCGAGUCCCAGGGCCUGCUCUUCCUCCGCCAGGACCAGGCCCACAUCGACCUGUUCGUCUUCUUCUCUGUUUUCUUCUCCUGCUUCUUCCUCUUCCUCUCCGUCUGUGUCCUCCUCUGGAAGAUUAAGCAGUUCAUGGACUUCCGCCGAGAGCAGAGGCGUCAUAUCCAGGAAAUGACCAAGAUGGCGUCCAGGCCCUUCGCCAAGCUCACUGUCUAUUUGGAGCCAGAGGAGCCCCAGCUCAUCUACCUGCCCUCCACAGGGGGCGGAGGGGUGGGGGGCAGUGCCGUGUCCCUGGCCCAUGCACGCACAGGCAAGCUGGGGGGCAUUGUAGUUGGCCAGAGGGGGAGAGCUGGAGCCGUCUCCUACAAACACGAGCCAGGCUCCGGCCCCACCAUCCACCACCACCACCUUACCUUGGGCGGAGGGGGCAACAGUGGGCAGCACCUGCCCCUGCAUUACCUCAACACCCACCACUAUGUCCCCACCACCGCCAACACCACAGCCUCGCACCACCACCACCCGUCCUCCCACAGUGGGUACCAGCACUUCUGCCGCUCCGACCCCUUCCUGUCCCAGCUCUUGGGCUUCUCCUACUCCACCUUCAAAGUGGGGCCCAUCACCCUGGAGCCCACGGACGACGGCAUGGCCGGGGUGGCCACCGUCCUCAUCCAGCUGCCGGGGGGCAUCCUGGCCCCUAACCGCGCCUGCCUGGGGUCCGCCCUGGUCACUCUACGGCAGAACCUCCAGGAGUACUGUGGUCACGGCAAUGGAGGGGGACACCCCGGAGCGGGAGGGGUGCGCAAAGGCCUGCUAGGGCAUCAGCACCUCACCACCAUGGCUAUGUAGAGAAGGGGGGAAAGAUAGAGAGGGGUAUGUGGUAGUAAGAUGUUAAGGGGUUAGAAGAGAGAUAGGGAGUUACAUGAAAAAGGCCAUAAAGGAGGAAGUUAUAUAAGAGCCCGUUGAAGUUGAUAUGAUCGUGCCUGUAUAUACACUGUUUCAAUAUUGAGUGUAUUUUAUUCAGUUAUGUAUCACUAUAUUUCAAACGCUACACGUGACCAAGCCAGCUGUCUCUAGAAUGCACUACAACUACACGUUAUAUCAGCUCAACGAUUCAGUUGCAUCCUGUCUUCGUCCACUAUCGACGUAUGAGUGCAGUCGACAACCAGACACAUAGAGACUUUUGUUGCACUGUCGUUUUUGGAAUUACCAAUAAAAGUAGGGAUGAUAACUACUGGGGUUGGAACCAGCAUGUGCUUUAUACCCCAAAAAGUGACAAUCAAAUAUUGCCAUUAAAAACAGGAGACAAGGCUCAGUCUGCCUCAAUGUGCAAAAUCAAAUUGACGGAAUAGGGG